This is a messenger RNA of Rotaria sordida, 471 nucleotides long. The record is from the annotation of a GenBank genome assembly. NCBI's taxonomy places the organism in Eukaryota, Metazoa, Rotifera, Eurotatoria, Philodinida, Philodinidae.
AUGACAAGUGAUACAGCAUUUAGUAGUGUCGAUGAAACGAAUGUUCAUCCAACGACACGACAUUUUGAUGUUGCACCAUUGGAAGAUGAUGAAGAUCAUCCAAUGAUGUUAUCAUCUUCAAAUUCAAUUGAUGAUCAACAAUCUCCAUCAACAAAAACUAAUGUUGAAACAUUGGAUGAUAAAUCAUUGAGUAAAUUAUAUGAUGAUUGGUUAGAAUUAGACGCUGAAUUACGUUUAUUUGAACCAAAACAUAAAGAAUAUGUCGGAAAAUUAGAUGAAGUUGAAUCAUUAAAAGCUAAAUAUCGAAUGGAAUAUGAUAAAUAUAAGAAAAAACUUGAUCAAAUACAAAAUGAUAUCAAGGAAUUAAAAAAGACAUAUUCUAAAAAAGGUAUUGAAGUUUUACUAAAUAUUAUACCCGAAUAUGAAUUAUAUCGCCAACUGAUCUUUUUCUGUGAAAAAAAGGAGUGUUGA